Mizuhopecten yessoensis (Yesso scallop) is the source of this 12126-nucleotide messenger RNA. RefSeq names its product fibrocystin-L-like. The transcript has 47 exons. Lineage: Eukaryota; Metazoa; Mollusca; Bivalvia; Pectinida; Pectinidae. The record is from RefSeq and is a predicted model, not a curated record. The coding region runs from base 1 to 11952 and encodes 3983 amino acids.
AUGUUCUUAAAAAUUAAAGCCAAGCUAGAGAAAGGCAUUGGGGCCAGAUGUCCGAGCUACUUGAGAAAAAAUAUCUUUGCAUCGUAUUCUGAAGACUUUGAGAACAACCCAAGUUUGUUGAGCCUCGGAGGAGAAAUAGUUGGAAACAUAGAACCGUACUGUGGACGAUACUGCCUCAAAAACGCCAAGUUCCUGUACUCCAAGUCGGCCUCUCGUGCCAGGCCACUGGGGGACAAUAAGCUUUGUCUGGCCUACCAAGGAGAUGUGGGAAAUCAACUGUCCUUACGAUGUGUAGACGGUAACACUGACGUCACUGAGAGGGUCGACAUUGACUUCACGACGACCAAAGAUAAACACUGGACAUACCGCUGUGUCCAGUUGAAGGACCUUCUGGGUGAGACCAGUGUCUGUAGACGGUCAAGUGCUGGUCUGAUGUCCAUCAGAUUUACAAGUCCAGUCCAUGACUACUACAUUGAUGUCGUCAACCUGGGGUCAAAGUUCACCACCACUGAUACGCCAGAUAUGAUAUGGGAACAGAGGACUAGCCCUACCAUGCCUGCAGGAGAAAUGAUUUCGUCCAUUAAUGUAAAAUCACUCUCCAACAAAAACCCAGGAAUGUUCUCUUUUGAGGUUUCCAUGGUGAUGUACAACUGUGGACACACCGUUCCUCAGAUAAAACCUUACGGGGGACGACAAAUUUCAAAGAACGUUUUUGAAGUGACAUCAAAGUCAGGAAACAAUGUAAGGGUGACAGUGAAAAGAUUCCAAGCGGCGACUCACCCCAUUGGUGGAACAACCACCUUGAAAGCAAAUGGUAAAAAGAAAAAGGUGCCUGUAAGCUGGGAUAUGGAUGAGUACAGAGUGACGGAACACCUGGAGAACAUUGACCUGGAGGCCAUGGGUUUACUGGAGGUGGUCAAACACGGACACUGUGCUGACUUCACCUGGACUUAUAAAUUUGUCACAAAGCUGGGAAAACAGGAACUGUUAGAGGUGGUGGAGACGGAUCCAAUCGGGGGACCAUUUGAGUCGGAAGUGAAACGGCAACGUACCGGGAGGACGGAAUAUGAUCCUUGUACUCCGGAUCAAAUAAGGACGCCUCAUACCAAACCACAGGUGUCUGUGACGGUGAACUCCAUACCCUCAGCCUGUAGUGGACACUGUCAGUUUGAGUGGACAGACAUUGACACCCCAACCAUCACCUCAUUUUCUCCUUUACAAGGUAGUGUUGGUGAUCAGCUGACCAUCACAGGCUCCCUCUUCAGUGGGAACAUGGAAGACAACAGAGUGACUGUUGGGGAUCUGGACUGUCCACUGGACUGUACAGCACCAUCGUCCUGCGACGAGACACAGCUUGUCUGUUCCCUUGGUAACGGGCCGACUGGGUCAGUCAAUGUGACUGUUAGAGUACCCAGUAAAGGCGAGACCACAACAACCACAGCCUCAAAGUUCAUGUACACGUCAGGUGUGGACAGUUAUACACCAGUAAAGGGCAGUAUAGCAGGUGGGACACUCCUGACCUUUACGGGACAUGGUAUUCCCUCGGAUGUGUCCGUUAGGAUUGGAUCCCAAAGCUGUACAGUAGUACUACCUGUUGCUACUUCUCGGUUCUCCUGUCAGACGCCUGCUCAGAUUGCUGGUGACAAGUUUGUCUCUGUUACGAUUGGUGGGAGAAUAUUUGAUAACUUUCCAAAGUUUACCUACGACUCAAGUACAACAGUGACACCAGUUGUCAGGGCCAGAACGAUGUCAUCUCCAAAUCCGUCCAUUUUAGGGGGAGAAACUGUCAGUUUUACUGGAAGUGGAUUUGAGAAUGCUUGCACAAAGCUGCUUCUGGUCAAGCCAGGUACCCAUGGUGAAACUGACACUAUGGUAUCAGCUGAUGUUGACGUGGUCAGUGACACAGAAGCUACAGCCGUGCUACCUAGCACUCGGCCAGGUGUUUACAACAUCCGGAUCCAAUGUCAACAUGGUUAUGCCUUGAACGAGAAUAAUCUUCAGAUUGAAUACCAGUUUGCUAUUAAAGCAGUGCAUCCACUCAUGGGGUCCGCUUACGGGGGCACCAGGGUGACUUUUAAAGGAGUAGGGUUUGGAGACGACCACUCUAAGCUCACCACAACAGUUGGUAGCCAUGUCUGUGUGAUUGACCCUGUGACCUUUAGUUCCACAGAGUUUGUGUGCCAGGUGGCCAGAACAGGGAAGAUACACACCAUCAGCAACAACGGCACCAGUGCCAGGUUAGGUACGGGGUAUAACUGGCACCCUCGGAAUGGACAGUACGAGGUCGGCGAUACAAUCCAGUGGUCGUUCAAAGCUCCUCAGGAUGAAUUUAAGAUGGGUGUUUACGAGCUGAUAAAUGCCACUGGAACGGAGGAACUGAUAAACGGAAUUAACAGUGGUGAUCCUGUUCAUAUAGGGUCACACAGAAAAGACCUAAGUGAGGCAAAAGUACACUACUUCUGGAGCCGUUUCCUUGAUCAAGGGAAAGCUGAUCCCGCAAGAAUUUUAUUUCGAGCGCAAUACACGGUGACGGAGAAGACAAAGAGAAGUGAAGCUAUUAGUGUAACUAUUGGAGACACUGUUAAACACACGGCAUUGCACGUCGUGGAUUCAGGUUUGACGAUUGAUCCCGGAGAUUGUGAGUUAUCUGUCCCUGAUUGUACUGCCCCCGAUCCUCCGUCAACAGACUUGUUCUACUUCUCUUUCCUCCCAUGUCUUGGAGCUGUCGUAACCUCAAUCUCACCCACCGUGGCAACCGACAAAGAUGACAUCACUAUCAAGACUUUGUUGCCUGGCAACCAGAUAUGUCACACUGAAAUCUCCAUGGGACCGAAGAUGUGCAGGGUUCACAGUUUAAUCAAUGAUGGGGUUAUUUGUCGGAUUGACCCAGGAACUGAUAUGGUGGUUGGCCAGAGCGUUCCUAUAACUGUAAGAACAACAGAACUUGGAUAUGGUAUCCUGGUAAUGCCAAACCCAUACUUCAGCUUCCGAUCUCGAGUUAUUGGUUCCAGUCCUGAGCAAGGCUCUGCUGCUGGAGGAACCACACUUGUGAUCACUGGCAUGGGGCUAAAUGGGGGCACCCCCAUUGUUGGAGGGGCAGAAUGUGAGGUUUUGGAAGAAUCUUUCACGGAAGUGAAAUGUAAAACGCCUCGAAUGUCAGUGUCAACAAACAGUAAAGGAGAUACUCGUCGUGUCAUACAGUUUUUCCACCCCAACAGUCCAGGUGGAGUUCUCUCCCCACAGUUAGCUUUUCGAUACUUGCUAGUGGUGAAAUUAACAUCUGUUUCCCCUAGAGAGGUAUUCGGUUUAACAACAAUAUACUUAGGUGGUUACGGAUUUGGUACGGAAAUUGAGAAGGUUAGUGUAACUAUUGGACAGGAGAAGUGUGUUGUAAAAUCAGUAAAGGACAAUUUGGUUACCUGUGAGAUUGCGUGUCUAUCCGCGGAACUUCAUCUCGUCGAGGUAAACAUUGAAUCUGUUGGAUCUGCCCAGAGUGAUACCCCGUUCCAAAUCCAAGGUCGACCAGCAGUUGGAGCCGUGUCACCGCCAUCAGGUAGUAUCUAUGGAGGAGUUAAACUCACUAUCACUGGCAAUGCGUUCUAUGAAGAUGCAACGACGGUAACCGUGGGUGGCGAAGACUGCCCAGUGCCUGGAACCGUGUCCACCUGUCAACUCAUUUGUGAAUUACCGCCAGCAGAGGGUGCUGGUGUACAACCCAUAGAGGUCACACUGGGGUCAACACCUGUGACAGGGUCCACAGUUCACUUUGAUUAUUCUGCAGAAAAAACUGCUGUUGUGAGUGGUGUGGUUCCAGCCGAGGGCACCACAGGGACGGAGAUGAGUAUAGACGGACAGUUCUUUGAUGUGGCGUCUCGACAUGUCUAUGUCGGUGGCUCCCUCUGUACAGUUCAGACAGAAACUUCGGAGCUGAUCACGUGCAAGCUUGGGGACCGUGCUGCUGGAGUAACUGAUGUGGUUGUCAUGGUACCAGGAUAUGGAAGAUCAGCACCUGAGGGGGAUGAAAACAAGUUUACGUAUCAGUUGAAUGUUCACACACCCCUCGAUCCAAAAACUGGACCAACUUACGGUGGUCAGCAUGUCACUAUAACGGGAACUGGAUUUGACCCUGAUGCCACGUCUGUCACGCUUGCUGACUCUGAGUGUGAUGUCCUCUCCGGGUUAUCCUCCUUAACAAAACUGGUGUUCUCAACUCCGUCUGGUUCAGGAACUGUAGAUGUGGAAGUUUCCCAGGGUUCCUUGCAACAAGUCAUUACUAACGGCUACAAAUAUGAAGGUUCUGUGUCUGACCCAGCUGUCAUUGAAAGUAUCACCCCACAGACUGGCGGCACAGUAGGGGGAACCCGUGUCACCUUCAUCGGCUCAAACUUCGGUGGCGAUGCAGACAAGGUAAAAGUUGAAAUUGCUGGAGUUGCGUGUGUUGUCCAGUCUCCGAUUGAAGACACGUCUGUGGUUUGUGUCACAAGUUCGUCUGGUGGGGCAAGAACAGGAACAGCCUCUAUGUCAAUCCACAGUAAACCUACACAGCUGUCCCCUGAUUCACAGGAUGAUGCCCUAGAAUUCCAGUUUGUUGACAAAUAUUCCUCCGAGUUCACCUGGGGAGGGUCUCCACCUCCUGUAGCGGGCGACAUUGUUGUGGUCUCAAUGGAAAUGACACUGAUGAUUGAUGUUGUGGAAGUACCUGUCCUCACCAUGCUUUUAAUUGAUGGUGGCACAGUGAUCUUUGAUGAAACCAAGAGCAACAUUCUUCUUCAGGCACACAACAUUCUCAUCACCAACCAGGGGAAACUGCAGGUCGGUACAGAGGAGAAGCCCUAUAUAAGUGACGUUACAAUCCUGUUACACGGCCAUUACCUCGCCCAGGAACUGUUACCCAUAUAUGGCUCCAAGGUCCUAGCUGUGAGAGAGGGAACGCUGAAUCUCCAUGGUAUACCUAGAUCGUCUUGGACAAAACUAGCAGCAACAGCAGUAGAGGGGGCCACAGAUAUUGUCCUCAAUGAUCCUGUCAACUGGAGAUUAGGUGACCUGAUCGUCAUAGCAACCACUGGCAACAAAGCCUCCCAGGGUCAGACAGAAACCAGAAAAAUUCAAGAGGUUUCUGAGGAUGGGCGAACUCUGACCUUGACCCAGCCACUGGAGCAUGAACACUUGGGAGAGACGUUAACACACGGAGGUCACGACUUUGAGGUUCGAGCAGAAGUCGGCCUGUUGAGUCAUAAUGUCAAGGUCAUAGGUAGUAACAACGACCGAUUAACAGAAAAAGUGGAGGAAUGUGAGAAGGGGUCAGAUACAGUGGAGUUUGAAUCCCAGACCUGUUUCAGUAGAAGAUUUGGAGCUGAGAUUUCUUCUGAUCAAUUCGGAGCACAGAUUUUGGUCCAUGCUCCAGAGCCUGACAAAGAUCACGUGAUUAUUCAGAUUAGCAACACUGAGAUCACAAACGCUGGACAGGCGUUCCAUCACGGACGACAUCCAAUCCACUUCCAUCUAAACGGGGACAUGUCCAAGUCAUACGUCAGAGGCACGGCAAUUCACGAUACCUUUAAUCGGGCUUUAAACAUCCAUGCUACCAACAACUUAUUAGUGGAAAACAAUGUUGUGUAUAACGUAAUGGGCGGGGCGAUCUUCCUUGAGGACGGCAUAGAGACUGGAAAUACAAUACAAAAUAAUCUGGUAGUGUUUACCAAGGCUUCAGCUAGUCUGCAAACUGAUGACAUUGCUCCAGCUGCGUUUUGGAUCACGAAUCCAAAAAAUACGAUACAGAACAACAUCGCAGCAGGGGGAACUCACUCAGGAUUCUCGUACCGUUUUGGUAAACAAACAGAGGGGUCAUCACGUAGCCUGACUGUACCUCCUAAUACCCCGUUAAAGAAAUUCUACGCAAAUACUGCCCACUCUAUGGGAUUGUACGGGUUGUGGGUUUUCCAGGAGGAGAACUAUGCAUAUGAGAAAAUUAAUCGUGAAGGGGCUCCUAUGGUGACAAUCUUUGAGGAUUUCACAGCAUAUCAAUGUGAAAAGGCUGCUGAAUUUGUUAAUAUUGAUGAUUUUUGUUUAGAAAACCUUUAUUCACUUCAUAAUGAAUUCACUGCAGUUGAAGUAAAAUUUCAGUUAAACAACCGUGGAUCUGUAUUUGAGGACAAAACCUGUAUCAAAGGAGGGGUAUAUGUAGCUUACGAUCCUACGCUUCCUUUACAUCCAAAGUGGGACGCGGGAGAUGGCUCUGCUGCCGUAACAACCUAUGGAGUUGUCUUUCCACACGGGAAAGGUGGCAAGGUGAACGGAGUUACGUUUGUUAACUACCACACUUUAGGGUCCAGCGCGAUCACUUUUUCAAAAAGUUUUGAUAACUGCAGCACUAACUGUGGUAGUUAUAAUUAUAAGGUGAUGCAGGUCGAUUUCAUAAACACAGUGCAGCGGGUCCUGUUUCCAUGGGAACAUACAGGUGUCAUUGAAGACGACGGAACACUUACUGAUAGCGAUGGAGCUGCCAAGGUCGUCGUUUGUAGUCCACCGUUCCUCAGUGUCUGCUCCAAAGAAUUUCCUACGGAGGACCAGUUCAACUACGGUGAUAUAGAGGUCUGCCUCUGUCCAGCAGAAACAAGAUUUCAUAGGCUUGUAGUGGAGGGUAUGAACCACACUACCAAUCAGGGGAAACGCCUUGUCGCAACCUACCUGGGAGGAUCUUCUGUCAGUGCCUAUGCUACUAAACACACCACACACAAACCAAGUUGGGCCAUGAUACUACUGGAAAGUUCGGCUGAAGUUCUUUUGGAGUUUGAGGACACGGAGCCUGCAGAUCACCUGAGUUAUUCUGGAAUGGUUUAUGACUUCAAUCAGGGUCCAGCUGAUGAUAUAAACUACCUAAUCCUAUGCCACAACAUGGAGACAAGGCCAGACAAGUUCUUCUACAAUGGAGAAACAGAAAGGGAGGAAUCCCCAUCAGCAUUGUCAUCAGCAGACAAAGAUGGUACCUGGUACUUCUACAAGGACUCCAAGAGGCUGUGUUACCUAGUAUCAUCUCAGAGUGACGAGUCUGUGGAAACGUCCCCAACAGUAAACUCUCGCGAUCAUCCUAUUGUGUUGAAUACAUUCAAGUGUGAAUACGACGGCUGUGUCACACCAGACAAAAAGACUAUGCCCCCCAGCUGUGAUCCGGACAGUACCCAUGUACUGAAAACCUGGGAACUAGUAUCAUCUCAGAGUGACGAGUCUGUGGAAACGUCCCCAACAGUAAACUCUCGCGAUCAUCCUAUUGUGUUGAAUACAUUCAAGUGUGAAUACGACGGCUGUGUCACACCAGACAAAAAGACUAUGCCCCCCAGCUGUGAUCCGGACAGUACCCAUGUACUGAAAACCUGGGAACAGUUCUGUAGUGAGCUGCCAACAGCAAAGAAGUGUGACGAGGGGGCUGAUGUGGAGAUCAAAGCUGGUAUUUGGGUUACCAUGGGAACAACAUCUACAGCACGAUUGAACAAGCUGAUUAUCAGAGGAACAUUAAAAGCACGAAACGAAGCAGACGUGAACAUUAUUAUCAAAGCAACGUAUAUUAUCGUCAUUGGCGGCCAGCUUAUCAUUGGGUGUGAUGAUCCUUUUGUUGGCAAGGCAACCCUCAUGUUGCUAGGCAAUCGCAGAACACCAGUUUUUACUGACCGCAGUGGAAGUGGUGCUGAUGUCCCCAUUGGUGCCAAAGUUUUAGCCUCGUUUGGAGGGCUGACGCUGAAUGGUACUGGACCUAAAGUUCCCUGGACUACACUAGGCAGGUCAGCAGCUGUUGGUGAAACAACUGUGACUUUGGCGGUCAAGGUUACCGACUGGAAGGUAAAUGAUGAAGUCCUUCUCACAGCCACAGGGUACAACUCCAAGGAGGCGGAGAAACGACGAAUUAGAUUUAUCAACAAUGAAGGAGCAACAACGGUCCUCGAGCUGGACGCAGGACUGACCUACAGUCACACGGUUGGAGCAGAGAACUUUAACGGAACCUCCUACUCCAUCGCAGCAGAAAUAGGCGAUCUGACUCGGAACAUAAAAAUUAUCGGGGAGGACGAUGACGGUUUAAUGAAGGAGUCAUUCGGAGCGAGAGUCCUCGUAGCCACCUGGGAGGACAUGGGCACUGGGGAUGUCUGGCAAGGGUACGCCCGUCUUCAGAAUACAGAGUUUUACCACACGGGUCAAGAAGGCUGGACUGGGUCACAUGAUCCUCGGUUUUCUCUCACUUAUAAAGACACUGGGCCGGCCGGUGUGCCUGCUUUCCCCAGCUCUGUCAAAAACUGUGUCUUCCAUGACGGAUUCAGCACAGCUGUGGGUGUCUUUGGAGCUCCAGAUCUUCUGAUUGAAUACAACAUCAUCUACCACACUGUGGGAACAUCGAUACAAACACAAUCAGCCAAUACGAUGCUGUAUUAUAACCUGUUGUGUUUGAUGCUGUGGCGAGGGACUUACGGAGACCGCCACGACACAAAACUCACAGGCUACACGGGAUCAGUCGAAAGCUACACAGAGAAAGACCUCGUCAUGGUUGGUAACCAUGUCUCCUCCUCGGAGAGAACGUGUUUAAACGUGUUUCCACAUCCAUGUGACAGUGAUGUCGUGCCAUGGAGAGACAAUGUUGUACAUACGUGUUUGAUUGGCAUGGCUCUCUUCCCUACCAAUGAGGGACAACCAGUAGGCGUGGAAUGUGUUAGGUACACCGGCAUCACUGCCUACAAAAACUGGGACUAUGGAAUGUUCUACGUCGGCGCUGCCAGUGUAGAGUUUGAUGGUGUAACCCUGCUGGACAAUGGAGUGGGAAUCUGGGGAUUGGUCCACUCCCCCAGUGCCUUGUCACACGAACUUGUCAAUAAGUAUCUUAUGGUCAACAACAGUUUGGUGGUGUUGAGGUCACAGAAUUUCGACUGUAAAAAUGAUGUGAUUGAUGAGACGGACAACAGCUACAUAUUAAGUAGACAGGUCGGUAAAUCGUUCCGGAUAGAAGGUACUGGAUAUACUGGUGUUGCCACCGGAUCGUUCUCGAGCUCGCAUAAUGAAGGGCCGGUGAUGCCGUUACUUAAUACCAUGUCUUACAACUCUAUUGGCGGACACACAGUGAUUAAAGAUACAACAUUUGCCAAUCUUAACAAGUGUCCAAAUAACCGGGAUCGAGCCAUUUCAACGAGUCCUAACACCGAUGAUCUGAUACAUCCGACAUUUGUAGAGUGUAUAAAAGUGGUUCCUGAAGAUAACAAUAAUAAAGACCACUUGCUCUACUUCCACAGAGCCAGGGUUGAACAGGUGAACCCCUCCAGCUGUGUAGAUAUGGAAUGUGACGGACACAAGAAAGUGAUGGUUCACGACAAAGAUGGAAGUUUGCUGGGUAAAAGUGGAACAGUCCUGUCCAUGUCAGAGUGGAUGUAUGGCGAAGAUCCAAGACGAGGCUCGGGUGACCAUAGAAUACCUACAGCCAUGCUUCUAGACGUUUCUAGCGAGAACCAGCUGGAUCCCAGAGAAUUAGCUACAGAAAGAGGAAUCGUCCGAGAUCCAACCUGUGUAAUACAGGGAGCGUGGCAGGCACAUUUAUGUACACAUUACAAUUACAAGAUGGUGAUUAUUGAGAGUAUGGAUUCAGACACGGAGACCCGUCGUCUGUCGCCCAUUGCUGUCUUGGGAGAGACGGAUACCGAUCCCCGGGUCGGUUACCUUGACCUCAUUAACGGCCCCCAAGACCACGGGCGCUGCUUCGGCAACACGUGUCGAAAACGCAUCUCAACAUUCUCAAUGGUUGUAGCAACAAAUCUGUCCUACAGGAUGUUUUUCUCCAGCACCCCUCCUCAAUGGCUGCGUCUCUCCAUGCUUCUGUCAGAAAGAUUCCACAAGUUCAAGAUUGCUAUAUACUACUUUAAAGCUAACAGAAUUGACGUGUUUGCCCACGGUGAAUACAAACCACCCAAGAACAGUUACUACGACGGAAACGAACAAUUGUUCUAUCUCGAUACGUACACCGACAAGGAUAAAUAUAUUCCAACCAUCGAUGACGACUGUGGGACCAAUUUUUAUGAAACAGAGUCUAAACUUCUGCAUUUGAUUGUGUGUGGGGAUGGUAGCGUAGACAUAAAAGUCUCAAAGGCUGUAUUUAUGCACAUUUCACUGCCAUCGAUGUCUGACGAGGACUUGCAUUUAACAAAUCUAUUGAAACAUUUGGCACAGUUCUUGGGAGUGGCAGAGGAACUUGUGAAGGUUAGGGAAGCCAUUACUGAUACCGAAUCUCGCCACAAGAGGGCGACUGGAUCAACAACAUACGUUGUACAGAUCGCGGACCAGCCCUGUAAUACAACUUUGUGUGCUUCGGAGUCUUUGACGUUUGAUGCGGCAGACCUCGUCAUUUUAGCCAACAAAAUUGUUAAUGCUUUCUUGUUGGGGCAAAUCAGUGACAUUUUAAAUGUAACAGUGAAUUCUAUGAAUAUUGAUGAGGUGUUGCCAUCCACAACUGACCCAACCUGGAAAAUGAUUGUGGACUCCGGUAAUGUCACGACAGUUCUAAAGGUGCUGGACAGUUUACAGUUUGAGACAGCAAUCAUAGAAGAUACAGAGGGAAAUCCCUUCAAGCAGCAACCUGUUCUCCAUUUUGUGGAUGAAAAUGGGGAUCAUGCAUCAAUUCUAGGAAUAUCAACGAUGCCGUGGGAAGUGACUGCCACCUUGCGGGCAGGAGCGGGUAAUUCUAGCGGCUGUACACCAACGCUUGCCGGCACUUCCACCGUCAACUUCGUAGACGGCUGGGCCAACUUUACAGAUCUGUUAAUUAGCUGUACUGGAGCAGCGUACAUGAUCAAUUUUGACAUCACCUCGCCUACCGGGACCAACUUCACGCUAACCUCGGCUAACCUGACAAUCCUCCCUCGGAAUAUAACGGCUGCAGUAGCAUCAGUUACCAGUCCCAAAUACACAGGAGAACCUUUCGGGGUCACAGUUCAUCUCAAAGAUGCUGCAACAGAUGCUGUUAUUACAGAUGUCGGAUGGAAGGGGCACACCUGGACGGCUGAGGUCAGAGUCAGUGACACCUACGAAUUCUCAGGGUCACUCACAGGCACAGUGAACGUGACCUUCGACCACAUCACUGGCUUGGCUACCUUUGAUGCUCUUGUCCUAAAUACAGCCGGAAUUUUUGUGUUAAUCAUUAACGUCACAUCAAGUCCUGCAGAUUACAGUUUCACUGUGGAACAGGAGGAAUCUAUUGAGUGGGUCAACAUGAAAAUGAGCACGACUCAUGCAAAUAUAGGGUCUGUUAAGUACAACCUUGACUACAGUGUCUAUGGGACUACUGCUUUUGCGAGAGCUACAUGUAACAGUAUGAUGCAGAUGAACAAUGCGAUAACUCUGUCGAACUGCACAUCUUCUCCAGGGAGCGUUAUUGUGUCGUUUGUCUUGACCGGAACCAACACAACGAUGGACGAGUUCCUGGAUAUGCUGUGUCAGAAUAUCAGUUCAUCGUUAAGCUUUUCUUUCAAUGGAACAACAGCCACGUUAGAUAAAUAUGUGACUGUGGGCGGCUCUGAGCCGAGCAACUGUUUCCCGCAGGAUGCUGGAGAGAUAGAAGCAGAGUCAUCAUCAUCUAUGCUGGGUAUUAUCUUAGGUGUCCUCAUCGUAUUAAUUGUUCUGCUCGUCAUCGGAGUCGCCAUAUACUGUAUCAAAGCCAAGGAAAAAUUACAUCGACUGAAAAUAACCCAAGUAAGCCAAAUGUUAGACGAGGAAGAAAUGGAGGAGCCUAUUACGGAGAAACCGCCCGGCCCCCCGGGAACCUUCCUGUUCUCCCCAGACCCCACCUAUAUAGACGAUCCUCCCGACCAGCUCUUCCGCCAGGACACAUUCAUGGGUUUCCGUGACUACUUCCCAGAGAGACAGAUGCCCCCAAUCGGAAACAGUUUCCGGGAGAGGCCCAAAACAGCCAAAAAGUUCAGCUUCCACUAACUCUUUCCAACUGUUUACACAGAUAUUUGGACUCUUCCCAUCAAAUAUGGUGUUGAUACAUACGUCACUUUUGGCAUGUGUUUUGAUAUUUGGGGCGCCCAUGCUUUUUAGAAUAUAUACGGUUUCCCAACAAAUGGUGGUUGGUUAUCAUGUUUAUUAUGCUCCCGCCAUAAA